Molecule: messenger RNA, 1029 nt
Organism: Acanthoscelides obtectus
Lineage: Eukaryota; Metazoa; Arthropoda; Insecta; Coleoptera; Chrysomelidae
Source: the annotation of a GenBank genome assembly
AUGUAUAAAAAUCCUGGCAUUCGUGUUAUCGCAUUGGUGCUAUUGAUCAACUCCUUGGUAGCUAGCGACCUUUUGUUUAAAAAGGGAUGGUACAAAUCCAGCAAGAAGGGUUCAAAGACCCUAGUGAAUGACGUGGAACACAUCGAUAACAAACAGUUUCCAGAUUCCAAGUAUCUCAGGGUCAGUGCGCGUCUUCCAAUUUUGGUGAGCAACAGUGUGCGGAACUUGACCAAACUAUCUACUUUGAAGCUAUCAUUUUGUGGUAUCACUGUACUGAAACCUGGUGCAUUUAUUAAUCUACCUAACUUGACCACGCUGGCUUUGAUAGACAACAAGAUAGAAAGUAUACCAAGAGGUGUGUUUAACAAUCUCAAUGUUGGCACCUUGUUUCUCCAGAGGAACCAAAUUGAAACCAUAGAUGCAGAAGCCUUUGAUGAUAUGCCGAAUUUGUUCAGGAUUAAACUCAAUGCCAAUAAAAUUUCGACAUGGAAUGGUGAGUGGUUCAAAAAUACACCACGCUUGUCUCAGCUGUAUUUUAGAAGGAACAAGAUCCAGGUUAUUCCUGAAAGAGCAUUCAAGAAUCUCAAGGCAACAUAUCUACCAGGUGGAAGAAUAGAAUUAGAAAUAUACUUGAGCAAAAACUUGAUAAGAGAAAUUAAUCCUAAGGCUUUUGAUGGGAUUGACACUAUCAGAAAACUAAUGCUAGACAGAAACAACAUUCAAGAGCUUAACGGAGACAUCUUCAAAGGCAUGAAGCAUAUCGACGUGAUAUUUCUGUCAAAAAAUCAACUGAGAGAGCUGCCGAAAAACCUUCUUAGUGCUCUACAUAGUGAUCUGUUAACAUUGGAUCUAGCGGGUAACCAUAACUUUACGUAUUUGCCAUACGAGAUAGUGUCUAAGGUGAAAAUAACAGAAGCUGGGGAUAUUCGACGGUUAGACUGUGAGUCUGUUUUCGAAUUAGUUAAGAAAUUAGCUGAGCAGAAUAAGACUAAUGAGAUUAAGACUGGGUGUACAGAGUACAUCGAAUGA